This is a messenger RNA of Papilio machaon (common yellow swallowtail), 1097 nucleotides long. RefSeq lists its product as uncharacterized. Lineage: Eukaryota; Metazoa; Arthropoda; Insecta; Lepidoptera; Papilionidae. The record is from RefSeq and is a predicted model, not a curated record. The transcript is spliced from 5 exons. The coding region runs from base 156 to 815 and encodes 219 amino acids.
CACUUGUCUGCGCGGGCAGUGCGCCGACCGCACGCCCUUCUAAUAGCGCGAAUGUGUCAUCUUUACAAACGAACAAGAUUUCGCAUUUAAAAGUGUUCCACUAAUUUUAAGUUUUAUUUAUAUUUAGUGAAAUAAAAGACAAUUAUUUUAUCAAAAUGUGCUCGAAAAGUAUAUCUUUCUAUAUUUAUGUGGCAUUAUUAGCAAGCAGUUUAGCAAGCGAUUGCGGUCCGACGUUAAAAUACGCGUGGGGAGAUGCGCUGCUUGCGUCAGACUGUCCGGGUCCUGAUGGUUCACCAUAUCCAAGACACCUGGUAAAUAGAGCACUGAAGUCAGGUCCAUGGGGCCAGUCUAACCGGCAGGGGCGAGGUCUGCGCACAUUAGACCCUGCUAUCAUGAGGCGGGCGUUACUCGAAGCACACGCCGGCUACGGUGAAGCAUCCAAUGUUCAAGUACAAAACGGGAAUAGAACAGCUCGAGCCAGUAACAUCCCCUCUGGUUUAUCACCGGCCAACCCGCACAAUUGCGGCAGCGCUCGCCUGUGUCGUACACGGUAUAACACCACUGCGCCCAUGUACGGCGUCUCCCUUACCUCGGGACAGCCCGUCACCAUCGUGCAGAAGUUCCCUGAUCUACUACAACAAGUCGUCUUCGAAGUGUGCGAAACGAGUGAAUGCUCCGUCCUCCGUGGUACCUGCACACAAACAUACGUACCCUAUUUAUUCUUAGUAUUACCACUCGGUCCAGUUACUCUCACCGGUCAGGACUACGUAUUAGUCGAGUCUGGCUGCGUCUGCAAACCAGAUCCCAUGGUGUAGAUAUAGGUUAUAAUUCGUGGAGUGAUGUUUGUCGUAAAAAGUAUUUUGUGAAUAUCCAGCGAAAAUUAUUGGUUGUGAGAUUGUGUCCAGAAAAUUAUAUGAAAUCGUUAGAUCAAUCAAUAUAGAUUUGAGUCAAACAUGAUAAUUGCAUAAACUUGAAUGUAGGAAAAAUAAAAAAGGACAAAAAUUACUUAAAAAUUUUAUAUAAGAGAUCAAUCUAAUGAUUAAAUUAACGUUAUUUAAAGAAUAUACAAAUUCAUAAAAAAAAAAUGGAGGCAUUUA